Molecule: messenger RNA, 1373 nt
Organism: Brassica napus (rape)
Lineage: Eukaryota; Viridiplantae; Streptophyta; Magnoliopsida; Brassicales; Brassicaceae
Product: inositol oxygenase 1-like
Exons: 8
Coding region: 273-1181 (302 amino acids)
Biological process (GO): inositol catabolic process
Cellular component (GO): cytoplasm
Molecular function (GO): inositol oxygenase activity; iron ion binding
Source: RefSeq, a predicted model, not a curated record
UUUAGUACAGCUGUUUCUUUUGUCUGUUUUGUCUGCAUGAACACUAAACCUAAAAAAGAGGGAGAUUUUGAACUUAUUGCCAUCGAAGGACUCUUUCCGAGUCCUGAUUCUGAAAACAUGGCGAAGGGCUCACUUCCUCCUUUAUUCACACUUCAGGACUCACUUCCUCUCCUAUAUAAACCAUCACACUUCCUUUCGCCGUCUUCACCACCAAACCCUAGCUUCGUCUCCCAUCCUCAUCCUUUACCUUUGGUUUAUUCAUCUGAAUCUCCAUGACGAUUCUCAUCGACCACUCUGAUCACAAUGAUGCAGGUAAUGAUAAUGUAGAGAAGAAUGUAACAGAGGAAGAAACAGAGUUGGUGUUAGAUGAUGGAGGUUUUGUGGCUCCUCACACCAACUCUUUUGGUCACACCUUCAGUGAGAGGAGGAGAAGUGUGGAGGAGUUUUACAAAACAAAUCAUAUUGGCCAAACCGUUGACUUCGUUAGGAGGAUGAGAGAGGAAUACGGAAAGCUAAACCGAACCGAGAUGAGUAUUUGGGAAUGCUGUGAGCUUCUUAACGAGUUUAUCGAUGAGAGUGAUCCUGACUUGGACGAGCCUCAGAUCGAACAUUUGCUUCAGACAGCUGAAGCCAUCAGAAAAGAUUACCCUGAUGAAGACUGGCUCCAUUUGACCGGUCUUAUCCAUGAUCUUGGAAAAGUUCUUCUCCACUCUUCAUUUGGUGAGCUUCCUCAAUGGGCUGUUGUUGGUGAUACAUAUCCAGUGGGAUGUGCUUUUGAUGAGUCUAUUGUUCACCACAAGUACUUCAAGGAGAAUCCAGACUUCAACAGCCCGAGUUACAACACCAAGUACGGGAUAUACAACGAAGGCUGUGGGCUUGACAACGUGUUCAUGUCUUGGGGGCAUGAUGAUUACAUGUACCUGGUUGCCAAGAAGAACAAGACUACAUUACCAUCGGCUGGCCUUUUCAUUAUCAGAUACCACUCGUUCUACGCGCUUCACAAGUCAGAAGCAUACAAGCAUUUGAUGAACGACGAGGACAGAGAGAACAUGAAGUGGCUGAAAGUGUUUAAUAAGUUUGAUCUCUACAGCAAAAGCAAAGUCCGUAUUAAAGUUGAGGAAGUGAAACCAUACUAUCUCUCCCUUAUCAACAAGUACUUUCCGGCAAAGUUAAAAUGGUGAAACUCAGUCACAAGUAGGAGGAGGAGGCUUUCUAAUAAAGUUGGAUGUGAUGAGAAUGUGACUCAAAUAUGUGUAAACUUAAAAGGCAGAAAAUGUGCCUUGAUGAAUAAAUCAGAGUGUUGUUUCAUUUUUGCUAAUAUUAUUUCCCAGUGGUACAUUUCGGUUGAAAGUCUAAAAAGUAUUUGUCACUCA